Messenger RNA from Cheilinus undulatus (humphead wrasse), 2095 nucleotides. RefSeq names its product protein tyrosine phosphatase 4A2b (gene ptp4a2b). Gene Ontology annotation, biological process: protein dephosphorylation. Lineage: Eukaryota; Metazoa; Chordata; Actinopteri; Labriformes; Labridae. Gene Ontology annotation, cellular component: nucleus. The transcript is spliced from 7 exons. Gene Ontology annotation, molecular function: protein tyrosine phosphatase activity. The record is from RefSeq and is a predicted model, not a curated record. Bases 436 to 960 code for a protein of 174 amino acids.
CCUCCCCAACAACAGUUCCCGACCUCCGACGAGAAUUCAAGCUGCCACAUUGAAGAGGAACAAAAAGGCGACCUGGCAGCGGUUUCUACACUCCCUCCACUUUCUCCGGGUAGUCACGGGAUUUCAAUGUUCAGCCUGCUCUUUGGUUUCCGUGUUGACUUGAGCCGCACCUAUAUGGCGUGUGUGAGCGGAGAAUUUUGCCAGGCUCAGCACCUCACCUGCGCGGAGAAGUGAAUCGGCCGCCCCCUGAGGGACUACGCUACCCAGAAACCCCCCUGACCGCCAACUCAUUAGGAACUGCUGACUCUUCCAAAGGCCCUCCCCUGGGAUAUUGCAUAGUCCUUGGCCAGACUGCCCUGCGUGUCCCAACCAAUACGAAAAGACCUUUGCUUUCCGCUUUCUCCUCGAACAGCCAAUCACAAACAGCUCUCCUGAAUGGGCCGUCUCGCCAACAUGAACCGCCCCGCUGCAGUCGAGAUUACCCACGAGGGCAUGAGGUUCCUCAUCACCCACAACCCCACCAAUGCCACGCUCAACAAGUUCACCGAGGAGCUGAAGAAGUUUCACGUGAACACACUGGUGAGAGUUUGUGAAGCCACCUAUGAUAAGGCUCCGGUGGAGAAGGAGGGAAUACAAGUUGUGGACUGGCCUUUUGACGACGGUGCCCCUCCUCCCACCCAGAUCGUGGAAGACUGGCUCAAUCUGCUCAACGCCAAGUUUCGAGAGGAACCCGGCUGCUGCAUCGCUGUGCACUGCGUGGCUGGGCUUGGACGAGCUCCAGUCUUGGUGGCCUUAGCCCUCAUUGAGAGUGGGGUGAAGUACGAAGACGCCGUGCAGUUCAUAAGGCAGAGGAGACGUGGAGCCUUCAACUCCAAACAGCUUCUUUACCUCGAGAAAUACAAACCCAAAUUGCGUCUGCGGAUCAAGGAUACCAACGGCCACAACUGCUGCGUGCAGUAGGCUGCCUGUCAGUGCAUCUUUCUUAUGCGCAUCUAGUGGGGUUUUCUCUUCCACCCAGGGAAGAUAAAAAAAAAAUGAAGAGUGCUAUCAGUAAUUAUUGUGAUGAUUUGUAAACACUGAGUCAUGGUUAUUUGAUCAGAGAGCAAGCCAGUGAGCGAAUGAAUGAAUCCAGAUCUGGGGAAUCCACCAGCCGAACCAAUGAAUGGAAGGUCAAAGCACACAGAAAGGCCCGCCUCCCGGUUACACUGUUCAACCACGGGCCAGUUUUGUCAACUUGAGUCCAUCCUGUUUCUUUAUUCUUUUUUUAUUUCAGUUGUAAUCAUGGGAUAACAAUUUUUCCACUUUGUGAAUUUUUAUUUUUACACGAGCAAUGGUGAUGAGAAGAUGUAAUGUCAAAUGAUACUCUGAUUUUUACUUCCUCUAAUUAUUGAUAUAAAGAUUAGGCCAGAAUAAUGUACCUUUUUAAACCCUUUUUAAACUUUGAACACAUACUUCAACUGUCCAUUUUGGUAUUGGGGUGUUAUUUUUUUUUAUUUUUUGCACAAAAACUCAAAAGUUCACCUGAAAAUGCAGUAAUGUUAUUUUUUCCUCUUACCCUUCACUUUGCUUAAAGUCACUUUCAUCUUAGGGGUUCACUGAGUUUGAAUAUGUCAGAUAUUUAUUCACAAGAUAUGAUAUGUGUGGCAGUGAUGAGUUUAGCAGGGGCAAGGACACUUUGUUAUCCAAUACUUUUGUUUUCAUUUUUUUAAUCCUUCAAGAGCCAUGUCUUUUUUUUUUUUCUUCAUUUUUUUUAAGACCUUGUUGGAGUGCAAUAAUCAGUCCACCUCAGAUAAGCCCACCGGACCCUGCUGAGCAUUUUAUACACAGACAUACACUUCACACCUUCAUUCAGACAACACAAACAAACAGGAAAAACUACAAACAGGUACGUUACCUGCUUGGAUUCAUCAAAUGGGCUACAAUAGGACUUCCCUAAAUAUGCAGAAUUAAAGCCACACACAGAGCCUACGAUCCAACCUGAAAGACAAUGUGGAGAAGAAUGGAAAUGGUCAGUUUUUUAUCAUUGUACCCAUUUUGAAACAUCCCCAAUUCGUAUUGGUUCUUUAAAGAUAAAUAAAUUGAAAUAAAAAGCAAA